AUGUACAACGUAAUACGUUGGAUAGCUAGAAAUACCGAUCGUCUCUCCACGGGAUACUGCGGUGGCCUUGAUCCGAGGUGUGAGAGUUUAGUUGACAUCGCUAAUCGAGACAACGAGAGAAGGCGCAAGGCGCCUGAAAUGACGGGCACGCGACGGGGUACUGCAUCGCCCCGGUACAAGACCAUCCUCUUGACACCAAUCAUCGUACUACUUCUGCAGGCACACAGUGUUACAGGGGGAAUUUGCUGGUCUUCGAUAAGCAACGGCAAGUGCAAAGAGCUGAUGAACCAGGGUGUCACGAGGCAGGAGUGUUGCGCAUCAAACGCAGCAGCUGCAACAGCCUAUUCCGACGAGGAUCUCGAUAGCGGGAGUCUGUUCUUCUGGAGGGUGCUUGGGGGUGGUGUUCAGUGUCGACCGUGUCGAGAGAGCUGCGCAGAGGUACGUUGCGAGGAGGGAAAGAAGUGUGUUGUCAGACGGGGAAGACCGAGGUGCGUUUGUAGUCCAGAGUGCAAAUCACCACGUGGUGGAAGUGGACCGGUCUGUGGUACCGACGGCAGGAGCUACCGUAGCCUCUGCAGGCUCAAGAAACACGCAUGCAAAAAGGGAAGCCACGAGCUCACUGUUGCCUACAACGGUUACUGUCAAAGUUCGUGCGAGCGUGUACGCUGUGGCCAGGGUCGAAGCUGCCUGUUGGAUCAGAAUCUGAGUCCUCACUGUGUGAGGUGUGCUCGCAAGUGCCCCCAGGCACCUCACCAGGUCGCGAGCGCACGACCCGUCUGCGGAGCCGACGGAAACACCUACAAGAGCGCCUGCCACCUGCGCCUCGCCGCCUGCCGAGCUGGUCGGGCCAUUCCCGUCGCCUAUAAGGGCCACUGCAAACCAAACGCAGAUUGCACAACAAUACGUUGUCGCGAGGGCCAAACCUGUCUGACAGAGAUGAACUCGGGACGUCCACGGUGUGUCACAUGUACCUACAGAUGUCCCCGGAAACGCGAGAGAAUCCGCGAACGCAAACGAGACAGACACCGCGAAAGAGACUGGGAUCGUGAUUCGCCGAAUAAUUCACUGCUGUGCGCAACAAAUAACAUCACCUAUCCAAGUUGGUGUCACAUCGUCAAGGAUGCAUGCGUCACGGGUUUCGUCCUGGAAACACGACACGCUGGACCAUGUGAUUCCCAUGAUGCAUCGUUUUACGGAGAGGAGAAUAACACAUCAACGAGCUACGGUGUUGAUCUCGCCGACGAGAUCAAGAUCAGUGGAAGAAACAUAAAUUACAAUUUUGCGGGAUCCAUACCAGAAAACUUCAGUAAAACCAGUCACUCGAACAACUGGGCAGUUCUAGUCGACACGUCUCGCUUCUGGUUCAACUAUCGCCACGUGGCCAAUGUCCUAUCAAUCUACCGCUCCGUCAAACGUCUGGGAAUCCCCGACUCCCAGAUAAUCCUCAUGAUCGCCGACGAUAUGGCCUGCAAUCCCAGGAACCCGCGUCCAGCGACUGUCUUCAACAACAUCAAGCAACACAUCAAUGUCUACGGAGACGAUGUCGAGGUGGAUUACAGGGGCUACGAGGUGACGGUCGAGAAUUUCGUCAGAUUGUUGACGGGAAGACUGCCCCCUGAGACGCCCCGGUCCAAAAAACUCCUCACUGACGAGGGCUCAAACAUCCUUAUUUACCUGACUGGUCACGGGGGCAAUGGAUUCCUCAAAUUCCAAGACUCUGAGGAGAUCACCAGUCAGGAUCUCAGUGAUGCUCUCGAGCAGAUGUGGCAGAAGCGACGUUACCAUGAGAUUUUAUUCGUCGUCGAUACUUGCCAGGCUAGCUCCAUGUACGAAAAAUUCUACUCGCCGAAUAUUUUGGCUGUGGCGUCGAGUCAAGUGGGGGAGGAUUCACUUUCCCAUCAUGUGGAUCCAAACAUCGGAGUGUAUAUAAUCGAUCGUUACACCUUCUAUGCGCUAGAAUUCCUCGAGACAGUCGAGCCAUCAGGGACCAAAACGCUCAACGAAUUUUUGAAAGUAUGUCCGCAAUCAGCCUGCCUGUCCAAAGUGGGUGUUCGCACAGAUCUCUUCAAAAGAGACACGAGAAAAGUUCCAGUGACCGAUUUUUUCGGCUCUCUACGCCCAGUGGAAUUGACAAACAGUAUUAUUCAUCUCACUCCUGUGAAUAAGAGUCGAACUGAAAUCCCAGAGGUCGAGAAGAAGUUGUUCUAUGCGCCACAAUUUCCCGAUACUUCCAUAUAUACAUAAGUAAAUAAACAUUUCCUAGAUACAAUACAUGUGUAAUCUUAAAAUCACUCAAUAUGAUUCAAUUUAAUUGAAAAUUAA
Diachasma alloeum is the source of this 2322-nucleotide messenger RNA. RefSeq lists its product as uncharacterized. Gene Ontology annotation, cellular component: GPI-anchor transamidase complex. Gene Ontology annotation, biological process: proteolysis; attachment of GPI anchor to protein; protein localization to cell surface. Bases 1 to 2244 code for a protein of 747 amino acids. Gene Ontology annotation, molecular function: GPI-anchor transamidase activity; protein binding. The record is from RefSeq and is a predicted model, not a curated record. Lineage: Eukaryota; Metazoa; Arthropoda; Insecta; Hymenoptera; Braconidae. The transcript has 11 exons.